Messenger RNA from Olea europaea var. sylvestris, 1112 nucleotides. Its product is annotated as protein SCARECROW-like. The record is from RefSeq and is a predicted model, not a curated record. The transcript has a single exon. NCBI's taxonomy places the organism in Eukaryota, Viridiplantae, Streptophyta, Magnoliopsida, Lamiales, Oleaceae. Gene Ontology annotation, cellular component: nucleus. The coding region runs from base 43 to 1062 and encodes 339 amino acids. Gene Ontology annotation, molecular function: DNA-binding transcription factor activity; sequence-specific DNA binding. Gene Ontology annotation, biological process: regulation of DNA-templated transcription.
GCAGUUUCUAUAUCUGUUGAUAAUCUCGGUGAAGCUCAACGAAUGUUGUUGGAGCUGACUCAAACGGCGUCUCCCUACGCCCCUUCUUGUGCAGAAAGGGUUGUGGCUUAUUUUGCUGAAGCCAUGGCUAGCAGAGUUAUCAACUCGUGGAUCGGAGUAUGCUCCCCUUUGAUCGACUACAAAAGCGUGCACAGCUCGUUCCAGAUCUUCAACAACAUCUCGCCAUUCAUUAAAUUCGCGCACUUCACCUCUAAUCAAGCAAUCUUGGAGGCAUUCCAUCGACAGGAUAGAGUCCAUAUAAUUGAUCUCGACAUCAUGCAAGGUUUGCAAUGGCCGGCGCUAUUUCACAUACUAGCAACUCGCCUUGAGGGUCCGCCUCAAGUUAGGAUGACAGGAAUGGGGAGUUCAAUGGAGCUCUUGGUGGAGACUGGAAAGCAACUGUCUAAUUUCGCCAAGCGCCUUGGGAUGUACUUUGAGUUCCAUCCCGUGGCCACAAAGUUUGGGAACAUCGACUUAUCCAUGUUGCAAAUCCGAAAAGGAGAAGCAUUAGCCGUGCAUUGGCUGCAACACUCUUUUUACGACGCCACAGGACCUGAUUGGAAGACAAUGAGACUCCUUCAAUGUCUAUCUCCAAAAGUUAUUACAUUAGUGGAGCAAGAAAUAGGACACGGGGGCUCGUUCUUGGACCGGUUUGUAAGUUCCCUCCAUUACUAUUCUACCAUUUUCGACUCGCUUGGAGCUUUCUUGCCAAGUGAUGAUUCAAGUCGUCAUUGCGUGGAGCAUUGCCUUUUGUAUAGAGAGAUUAACAAUGUAUUGGCGAUAGGAGGGCCAGCUCGAAGUGGCCAAGAUAAGUUGAGGCAAUGGAGGAGUGAACUUUCAAGAAAUGGAUUCAUACAAAUUCAAAUGAGCACAAACUCCAUGGCUCAAGCACAACUAAUACUCAAUAUGUUCCCUCCUGCUUAUGGCUAUAGCCUUGUCCAAGGAGAUGGAACUCUCAGACUUGGGUGGAAGGACACUAGCUUGUAUACUGCUUCUGCUUGGACUUCACAUGCUUUAAGAUAAUUAUUCUAUACAUGGAUGCUAAUUUUUCUAAUCUAAAGGGUUGUUUGACA